This is a messenger RNA of Penicillium arizonense, 1554 nucleotides long. RefSeq lists its product as uncharacterized. Lineage: Eukaryota; Fungi; Ascomycota; Eurotiomycetes; Eurotiales; Aspergillaceae. Gene Ontology annotation, molecular function: DNA-binding transcription factor activity; transcription cis-regulatory region binding. The transcript has 8 exons. The record is from RefSeq and is a predicted model, not a curated record. The coding region runs from base 1 to 1554 and encodes 517 amino acids. Gene Ontology annotation, biological process: positive regulation of transcription by RNA polymerase II. Gene Ontology annotation, cellular component: nucleus.
AUGCCUGGGACUAAGAAGUCCCAAUGCUGCGAUCCAUGUCGAGAUCUUCACCAUAAAUGUGCGUCCAUCCGUUCCCCGAACGAGUUCCUCGCUAAUGACCUGCAGGUGACGGAAUUGUGCCAAACUGCAGCCGAUGUGUUCGCACCGGACGCACAUGUACACGGGGUCGACGAGAGACAAGGUUCCGACAGGCAAAGGGUCGAUCUACUUGACUUCGUGCUCGAAUCUGGUAGCGGAGAGCCAGAUGAUUUGACCGAGAGACCGUCUGAUAAUCCGUCACCGGGGAGGGGAUCGGUUGGUGAUGCCGACUCGGUGCCUCUGUCAGGGAGGCCUUCUUCCACUCUACCGCAAUACCAUGGCAAUGGUCAACAAACACACGCGAAGAGAAGCGGUCGACUCUCACCCCUGUCGAUGGGCGAUAUCUUGGAACGACCACACCAGCCUCGAUCCUGGCCAUUGAGAGAUCCUCAGGAGGCACAUCUCUUGCAGCAUUUUGUGGACAAGAUCGCACCGUUUUUCGAUUGCACCGAUCGCCAACAGCAUUUUGCUGUCCACAUCCCGUAUCGCGCCCGUCGAUGUGAGACGCUAUUCAAUGCAAUCCUCGCCAUGUCAGCACGUCACUUGAAUCGCACCACCUCUUUCGAUCCUUUCGCCUCGGAUCAUUACUAUCAAGCAUGUUUGGAGAAAUUAAUCCCUGCGCUGGAUGAUCACGGCGUCACAAUGGAUGACGACUUGCUCGCUGCGACGGUCAUUUUACGUUUGCUGGAAGAAUUUGACGUUCCACUGGCGGGGUCUGACCUUCGUGGCCACUCGUUUGGAACAAAAGCUUUCAUUCAGGGCCCGGCCUCGAUGACCACGACUCCAAGUCUACGCCAAGCUGUCUAUUGGAGCGGUCUUCGCCAGGAGAUUUACAAUGCACUCAGCCUCCAACAAGCGCCCGAUUUCGACAUGAGCUCCCUGAACUCCUACUUUAGCCCACUGGGGCCAGAUGCUUGUGACUGUGCAUGGGCAAACCAGGCAAUUGCGCAUUGCGCGGAUGUCUUGGUAUUUUGUUUCGGGCAAGCUCAUCGCUCGGCUAUUGUGCACGCAGAGCUCAAAGCACAGAAUCAGCAAUGGAAUGAGACGCGUCCUGAUUCCUUCGACCCAUAUUUUGUCGGCGACGAGGUGGAGGUCGGGACCACCUUUCCUGACAUUCGUUUCAGGUGUGCUUGGCAUGCAACUGGCAAUCAGUACAACGAUCUUGCGCGGAUUCUUCUGUCUGUGCACGACCCAAGUGUGCCGACGGUUGGACCUUUGCGCAGGCGUCUCGUUCAGGAAGUAGAUGAUCAAAUUCGUCAAAGGGUUUGGACGGUAUGCGGCGCUGCAUUAUCCAAUGCCUCUGUUGCCCCAGCCAUGGUUGUUGGGUGCAUGGCCAUUCACCUCUGUGGUGAUCGGUUCACGGACCCACAGCAACAAGACCUUUUGAUUCAUGUUCUUAUCCGAAUGGAUGCGCUCCAUGGCUGGCCAACUGAUGCGCUCCAGCGACAGCUUCGUGAGACCUGGGUCGUGCGCUGA